AUGAAAGUGUUGAUUAUUUUUCUGUUUUUUUAUUUUUCGUCAGCUGUUGAUAAAGAAGGUAACUCAAAAUUGUCAGUUAGUUAAUCUAAUUUUUUUCAAAUCUCAGAAACAGUGAGUGAUGAAUGUUUGGAAAUGUUGAAAAAUGAAAAUGAGAAUACAACAAUUGAUUUCAAUUCAAUUUUUGAGCGCAAAAAAUGUUCGCAAGCACUCGAUAAAGAAAUUGGAAGUAUGUUAGAUGAUGCACAGCAAGAAAAAGAACCUGGGAAUAUUUUUGAGGAACUCGAUUUACCGAGAGGCCAUUCUUACUGUGAGAAAGAUGGAAAUAUGUUUUUUUUUUUUCAAAUAAAUUUUUACAGGCAGAAGUUUUUUAUAUUCAUAUUAUAAAGGGAUCCCUCACAAAUACAGCAAUAAAUAUAGGAAGACGUGUAUUUACCGACUUCAAAAUUAUCAUAAACGAAAAAUGGAAAGAAUACACACGAAAAUUGAGCAUUCAGGAAUGCACGAGUUGUUAGAUUAUCCUUUCAAAUAA
Messenger RNA from Caenorhabditis angaria, 529 nucleotides. The record is from the annotation of a GenBank genome assembly. NCBI's taxonomy places the organism in Eukaryota, Metazoa, Nematoda, Chromadorea, Rhabditida, Rhabditidae.